GUGAAAAGAAGCAGGAUGCCUCGGAAUAGGGCCUUCUCUGAGCCUGAACACUCAGCAGAGUAUUCUGCAGACUACUCGGUCAGCUUGCCCUCUGACCCUGAACAUGGGGUAGGCCGAACCCAUGAAGUGACGGUGAGGAGCUCUGGCUCAUGCCUCUGUCUCCCACGCUUUAUGCGCCUCAUGUUUGCCCCCGAGUCUCUGGAAAACCUCUACCAGACCUACUUCCGGCGGCAGCGCCAUGAGACUUUGCUGGUCUUGGUGGUCUUUGCUGCUCUUUUUGACUGCUAUGUCAUCAUCAUGUGCACUGUGUUGUACACCUCAGACAAGCUGCCACCUACCCUGGCGGCCUCAGUGGGCCUGGCUCUCCAGAUCCUCCUGUUUGUCCUAUGCAAGUAUGAACUGCUGCCUGAUCGAGUCACCCGGAAGUUCAUGCCCUAUAUCCUGUGGAUACUCAUAGUGGCUCAGAUAUUCUGUUACCUGGGCCUGAGCUUUGCUCGCUUCCAUGAGGCCAGCGACACGGUUGGCUGGCAGGCCUUCUUUGUCUUCUCCUUUUUCAUCACCCUCCCCUUGCGCCUCACGCCCAUUGUCCUUAUCUCGGCCAUCUCCUGUGGCAUCCACACCCUGGUGCUGGGGGUCACCAUUGCACAGCAGCAGCAGGACUCCAUCAAUGGAAGGGACUUGCUGUGGCAGAUCUUGUCCAAUGUUUCCAUCUACUUGUGUACCAUCUGUGUGGGCAUCAUGUCAUACUACAUGGCAGACCGGAAGCACCGCAAAGCCUUCCUGGAAGCCCGGCAGUCUUUGGAGGUCAAGCUCAACCUGGAGGAGCAAAGCCAGCAGCAGGAAGGAUUGAUGCUUUCCAUUUUGCCCAAGCAUGUAGCUGAUGAAAUGCUGAAGGACAUGAAGAAGGAUCCAAGCCAAAAAGAGAUGCAACAGUUUAACACCAUGUACAUGUACCGCCAUGAGAAUGUCAGUAUCCUCUUUGCCGACAUUGUUGGUUUCACACAGCUGUCAUCCUCGUGCAGUGCCCAGGAACUGGUGAAGCUUCUGAAUGAGCUCUUUGCUCGCUUUGAUAAACUAGCACAGAGGUACCACCAGCUGCGUAUCAAGAUUCUGGGAGACUGCUAUUACUGCAUCUGUGGGCUGCCGGACUACCGCGAGGACCAUGCUGUCUGCUCCAUCCUCAUGGGCCUUGCCAUGGUGGAAGCUAUUUCGUAUGUGCGAGAGAAGACCAAAACAGAUGUGGACAUGCGUGUGGGCGUACACAGUGGCACUGUCCUGGGAGGGGUGUUGGGACAGAAGCGCUGGCAGUAUGAUGUGUGGUCCACAGAUGUGACGGUGGCUAACAAGAUGGAAGCUGGUGGCAUCCCAGGACGUGUACACAUUUCUCAGAGCACCAUGGACUGCUUGAAGGGAGAGUUUGAGGUGGAGCCAGGAGAUGGUGGAUCACGGUGUGAAUACUUGAAGGAGAAGGGGAUUGUAACCUACCUUAUACUAGUACCCAAGCAGCCACUCAAGAACGGGAUCAAUGGUGUGAAGCUGUCUGUCUCCUCAUCCCACGGGAACUCGCCACAGCUGAUCAACACCAAAGAAUGCAACGGGAGCAUUAACACCACUUGUACCACACCAGAUGAAGCAGAGGACCUGGACACCCGGGUGGUUAACCCUUCCUUUCCCAACCCUCGGAGACGCCUGCGGUUGCGGGACCUGGCAGAGAGGGUAGUGGAUGCUUCGCAGAACGAACAGGAGCUGAACAAAUUGCUCAACGAAGCCUUGUUGGAGAGGGAGACGGUGCAGGCGCUAAAGGGCAAAUCCACAUACCGCCUGUCUAUGCGCUUCAUUGACCCUGAGAUGGAGACACGCUACUCUGUGGAGAAGGAGAAGCAGAGCGGGGCAGCCUUCAGCUGUUCAUGCGUCGUCCUCUUCUUCACCGCCCUGGUGGAAAUCUUCAUUGACCCACGGUUGGUGGCAAAUUAUGUGACGUUUGUUGUUGGCGAGGUUCUUCUCCUCAUCCUGACCCUUUGCUCGCUGGCUGCCAUUUUCCCCAGGGUUUUCCCCAAAAAGCUUGUGGCUUUUUCCGCUUGGAUUGACCGGACCCGAUGGGCCAGGAACACGUGGGCCAUGUCUGCUAUUUUCAUCCUUACCAUGGCAGACAUUGUAGACAUGCUCAGCUGCCAGCAGUAUUACUCCGUCGUCAACGUUACAACAUUGGAGCUGCCUGUGGGGACCUGUGUGGAGAACCCCAAGUACUACAGCUACAUCGCAGUGUUGGCGCUCAUCGCCACCAUUAUGCUAGUGCAAGUCAGCCACAUGGUCAAGCUUACCCUCAUGCUGACGAUCACUGGGGCCGUGGGGGUGGUGAACAUCUACGCCUGGCGGCACAUCUUUCACAAGUACGACGAGCAGAGAUUCUGGGAGAAAACGUCCUCCCUGGUUCCGUCCAAGUACUCCAUGACAGUGAUGGUGUUUAUCAUGAUGCUGAGCUUCUAUUACUUUUCACGCCAUGUGGAGAAGUUGGCCCGGACUUUAUUCUUAUGGAAGAUCGAUGUGCAUGACCAGAAGGAGCGCGUCUAUGAGAUGAGGCGCUGGAAUGAGGCCCUCGUUGCCAACAUGCUGCCAGAGCACGUGGCUCGACAUUUCCUUGGCUCCAAGAAACGGGAUGAGGAGCUGUACAGCCAGUCUUACGAUGAGAUUGGUGUCAUGUUUGCCUCUCUCCCCAACUUUGCCGACUUCUACACGGAGGAGAGCAUCAACAAUGGCGGGAUCGAGUGCCUGCGCUUCCUCAAUGAGAUCAUCUCAGAUUUUGACGCACUCCUGGACGAGCCCCAGUUCCGGUGUAUCACCAAGAUCAAAACCAUUGGCAGCACAUACAUGGCAGCUUCUGGGGUGACUCCAGACGUCAACACCAAUGGAUACAAUAAUGCUGUUAAGAAGGAAGAUCUUUCUGAUAAGGAGCGCUGGCAGCACUUAGCAGAUCUCGCUGACUUUGCCUUAGCCAUGAAAGAGACGUUGAUGAACAUCAACUACCAGUCCUUCAACAACUUCAUGCUGCGCAUAGGCAUGAACAAAGGAGGAGUGCUGGCAGGAGUCAUUGGUGCCCGCAAACCUCACUACGACAUUUGGGGGAACACAGUGAAUGUGGCCAGCCGGAUGGAGUCCACGGGAGUCAUGGGAAAUAUACAGGUGGUGGAAGAGACCCACUUGGUCCUGAAGGAAUAUGGUUUCCGCUUUGUGCGCCGAGGGCCCAUCUAUGUGAAGGGCAAAGGAGAACUGCUGACCUACUUCAUGAAAGGGCGAGACAAGCAAGGCUCUUUCAUCAAUGGCUCCUCCGUGACUUUGCCUCACCAGGUGGUAGACAGCUCAUGACGCCUCUCGGGCUCUCUGCAAGCAGGUUACAAAUUGGAGCAGGUACCAAAGUGAGGAUGCCCGAAAGGCAAAAUGGUUUUCAGAGCUCGAUAACUCCAGGUGGGAGAUGGAUACAAACACCGUGACCACAGACUUUUAGCUUUCUGAGAAACCAACCCACCCCCACCCCCUUUGCCUGCUCCUUUCUUCUGAAGGUCUGAUAUUCGUUAAGGGGCUCUUCUCAGCGUUUGCCUUCACAUCUUGGUGUAGAUGUGGGGAAGGGGAAAAGGGAGCUUGUCAUGAGAGACUCUGGUCUUUUGCACAAGGACAUGGCCUUGCGCACGUCUGGGUCUGAAUGUAGGCAGGGGAGGCUGAAGUCCCAGUGCAGCAUUGCUCAGGUAGGACUGCCUUGCCCAAUAUCCCCACUGUGCAUCUAUCUUUUUAGUCAAAACGAGAGGCAGGUGUUGUGGCUCUUAAGUUGUCACAGACCUAACCUUGGCAUAGAGCUUAUUGCUGAAAUAAACUGCAAACUCAGGGUGGGUGUUAACAGCAAGCAGCUGUGCGGGAGAGGAAGCCACACAAGGGCACGCUCGGAAUCUAUUUUUAGUAAUUCAAAGUGAGCUCACCUUUGCCACCAAAUCACCAUAGGU
Messenger RNA from Gekko japonicus, 3992 nucleotides. RefSeq names its product adenylate cyclase 3 (gene ADCY3). Gene Ontology annotation, molecular function: adenylate cyclase activity. The record is from RefSeq and is a predicted model, not a curated record. Gene Ontology annotation, cellular component: plasma membrane. Gene Ontology annotation, biological process: cAMP biosynthetic process; adenylate cyclase-activating G protein-coupled receptor signaling pathway; intracellular signal transduction. The transcript is spliced from 20 exons. Lineage: Eukaryota; Metazoa; Chordata; Lepidosauria; Squamata; Gekkonidae. The coding region runs from base 16 to 3363 and encodes 1115 amino acids.